AUGUCUUUUUCUUCCUUGGUCUCCGAUCUCACCUACCGCGACAGCGACCGCGACGACCGCCGAUCUCAAUUAUCCCGUGCUCGAUCGUAUGCCAGCACAGCCGCGACGAGCGUGAGCAUCUCCGGCGACAUCUCUAGUCAGUUGCACGGCGGUUACUCUCACCCGCUGGCUCGAUCAUGGCAAGCCGAGCGUCAAUUGACCAAGUCCAUGCUUAUUUACCCACUCUUCGUUUCCGAUCAGCCUGAUGAGGAGGUGUUGAUCCCCUCCCUACCGGGCCAGUGCCGCCGCGGUAUUAAUCGCCUUGUUCCUUUCCUCGAGCCCCUGAUCAAGAAGGGCCUUCAAUCCGUUAUGCUCUUCGGUGUCCCUGUCGCUCCCGGUGUCAAGGACGCCCUCGGCACCGCCGCCGAUGAUCCCAAGGGACCCGUCAUCCAAUCCAUCAAACUUCUCCGCCGCCGAUUCCCCGACCUCUUCAUCACCACCGACGUCUGCCUCUGCGAGUACACUUCCCACGGACACUGCGGUAUUCUCCGCGAGGACGGCAGCUUGAACAACGAGCUGUCCGUCGACCGUAUCAGCGAUGUCGCCAUGGCCUAUGCCUACGCUGGUGCACACUGCGUUGCCCCAUCUGACAUGAACGACGGCCGCAUCCGCGCUAUCAAGCUGAAGCUUAUUGAGGCGGGCAUUUCCCACAAGGUCGUGCUCAUGUCCUACGCGGCCAAGUUCUCCGGCUGCUUGUACGGUCCCUUCCGUGACGCCGCGGGCUCCUGCCCUUCAUUUGGAGACCGCAAAUGCUACCAGCUCCCUCCUGGUGGCCGUGGUCUCGCCCGCCGCGCCAUCACUCGUGACAUUCAAGAGGGCGCGGACAUCAUCAUGGUCAAGCCGGCAAGUCAAUACCUCGACAUCAUCAGUGACGCCAAGGAAAUUGGACGUGAUCUUCCCGUCGCGGCGUACCAAGUAUCUGGCGAGUUUGCCAUGAUUCACGCCGGAGCCAAGGCCGGCGUUUUCGAUCUCAAGACCAUGGCUUUUGAGGCUACCCAGGGCAUUCUCCGGGCCGGCGCGACCAUUGUCGUCAGCUAUUUUACGCCCGACUUCCUCGAGUGGUUGAGCAACUAA
Messenger RNA from Xylona heveae TC161, 1113 nucleotides. RefSeq names its product putative porphobilinogen synthase. Gene Ontology annotation, biological process: heme biosynthetic process. Gene Ontology annotation, cellular component: cytosol. The coding region runs from base 1 to 1113 and encodes 370 amino acids. Gene Ontology annotation, molecular function: zinc ion binding; porphobilinogen synthase activity. Lineage: Eukaryota; Fungi; Ascomycota; Xylonomycetes; Xylonales; Xylonaceae. The transcript has 2 exons. The record is from RefSeq and is a predicted model, not a curated record.